CCUCCUGUACGAGGUUCUUCGAACAAUCCCUCUCAAUUUCAGCUACCACCCGGACCACUGGACAAUAAUGACAAACUUUUCGACGAUCACCUUUUCAAACUUGGACUUUCACUGUCGGUGCUGAUUUUCUUAUUCCUGCUCGAGGCUCACCACUACACGCCACUGAUGAGCGCUCGCCAGCUCUACAUUACUUAUCUGACUACUGCCAUUUGUCUUGAUCUCGUCGACAACAUUUACUUCCUCGACCUUCUUUGGCAAUCAUUCAAGGAUGGAUGGAAUCUUCCUGUAUGGCUCGAUAUCACUAUAUUGACGGUAGCAUGUGUAAAUUUUGUCAUGCCUACAUUCGCGUUGCUGAAACUUCGAUUUGGACGUUACCCACGGCUCCUAUAUAUCAGUGAUAAAGUCUGGAGCUUGCUCUACGUGCUAAUUGUAAAUGGACCAUUCCUCGGACUUCGAAUCUAUCUCUUCAUCCUGCUAGAAGUUCAACAACGAGGCAGACACUACGACCCGAGUCUCUUCGCCGUCAAAAAUAUCGCUAUGAUCUAUUUGGCAAUGAGAGAGCUCUGGACGCGACUACAGUACUGGCGAAUGAAACGACACCAAACCGGAUCACGAGGCGAACUCACCGGUCAUCACAAUAACGAUGACGAGCACUAG
Cooperia oncophora is the source of this 657-nucleotide messenger RNA. The record is from the annotation of a GenBank genome assembly. Lineage: Eukaryota; Metazoa; Nematoda; Chromadorea; Rhabditida; Trichostrongylidae.